This is a messenger RNA of Pantherophis guttatus, 5416 nucleotides long. RefSeq names its product alkB homolog 5, RNA demethylase (gene ALKBH5). Gene Ontology annotation, biological process: mRNA export from nucleus; mRNA processing. NCBI's taxonomy places the organism in Eukaryota, Metazoa, Chordata, Lepidosauria, Squamata, Colubridae. The record is from RefSeq and is a predicted model, not a curated record. Gene Ontology annotation, cellular component: nucleus. Gene Ontology annotation, molecular function: oxidative RNA demethylase activity.
GGAGGCGCGGCUUGCGCUCUGAGGAGAAGGCGGAGGAGGAUGCCCUGAAGUUAUUUAUAAUGUCGGGCCGGCCGCGGGUGACGUAGCGAGCCGUCCGGGCAGCGGGAGCAUCGGCGGUAGCCUCGUCCCCUCGUUCGCCGCGCCUGCGCCGCCAUGAAGGGAGCCGGGCCGGCGCUGCGGCGGCAGCCGGGCUCGGGCGGCGCGUGGUGAGGGCGGGCGAGCCGGCCGGAGCGCGGUGUGAGAUCUCCGAGGUCUUGGCACACACGUCGGAGGAAUAAAAUUGGUGGCUCCAGGUGGAAAUGCCGGGCUCGGUGCCUGUCUCCCUUCAAGCCUUGGGUUGAAACUGAAUAAGUAGCUUUCUCGCAAGACUCGGAGUCCUCUUGCCCCUGUUCCGGGGGGGGGGGCAAGGGGGAAACUCUUGGAAGGGAAGGAGGGGGCAUCCUCCCCAUCCGGAAAGGCCCUUGAUCAGGGCGGAGGCCAAACUGUAGGCCUUUGGCUUUCUUUCCUCCCGGGGCUCGUUCUGCAACGCCAGACCAUGCCGUGAAUAUUAUAGCAGGCCAUCCCUCUCACCAGCCCUUCCAACCGCACCUCAGGGAAUUUAACCGAGAGGGCAGCAGUGACCAGGGGACUGGCCAUGGCUGGGAGUGGAUAUACGGACCUACGAGAGAAGCUCAAAUCGAUGAUGCCUUACCGGGACGGCUACAAGAGCAGCAGCGGCAAGAGCAGGCGGGAUCCUGCCGAGUCCCCCUAUGAGCUGGGGGGGGGAGCCCCCGAACGCAAGCGCAAGCACCACCACAAUUCCGACUCGGAGCCUUCCGACUCUGAAGACCCCCCACGGGAGGAGGAAGAGGAAGAGGAGGCCCAGAAGGUCAAAAGCGGCAUCCGGCAGCUCCGCUUGUUCAGUCCUGAGGAAUGCGUCAAGAUCGAAGCACGCAUCGAUGAGGUGGUCUCCCGGGCCGAGAAGGGCCUCUAUAAAGAGCACACGGUGGACAGGGCCCCACUCCGGAACAAGUACUUCUUUGGGGAGGGCUACACCUAUGGGUCUCAGCUGCAAAGGCGAGGCCCCGGCCAGGAGCGACUGUACCCGCGGGGGCAAGUGGAUACCAUUCCUGAGUGGGUUCACGACCUGGUCAUCCGCAAGCUGGUGGAACACCGGGUCAUCCCCGAGGGCUUUGUGAACAGUGCGGUGAUCAACGACUACCAGCCGGGGGGCUGCAUCGUCUCCCACGUGGACCCCAUCCACAUCUUCGAGAGGCCGAUUGUGUCGGUGUCUUUCUUCAGUGACUCAGCACUCUGCUUCGGAUGCAAGUUCCAGUUCAAGCCCAUCAGGGUCUCCGAGCCGGUCUUCUUCCUGCCCGUGCGAAGAGGGAGUGUCACUGUACUCAGUGGCUACGCAGCUGACGAAAUCACACACUGCAUUCGACCACAGGAUAUCAAGGAGAGGAGAGCUGUGAUCAUCCUUCGGAAAACCAGAGUAGACGCCCCCCGGCUGGAGACCCGAUCGCUGAGUAGCUCUGUGUUGGUCCCUGGCUACGCUUCAGACCGCCUGUCAGGGAGCAAUCGGGACCCCAUCCUGAAGCCAAAGAGGUCCCAUCGCAAAGCAGACCCUGACGCAGCCCACCGACCUCGAAUUUUAGAGAUGGAUAAAGAGGAGAACCGGCGCUCGGUCCUCUUGCCUAAACACCGGAGGCGGAGUCAUUUCAGCUCUGAGAACUAUUGGCGAAAGUCUUACGAGUACACAGAAGACUUGGAGGAGGAGGAAGAGGAGGAGGACGACGACGAGGGGAGUCCGGCGCGGAAAGUGAAAAUGAGGCGGCAUUGAGGAAUUCUUUGACACCCACAUCCUCCUUCCCCAGUCUUAGAGGUGAUGAGACUGGCCUUCAGGCUGUGAAAUUGAAUCUUUCCCCUUGACCCUCUCUGAGUUAUUUCUCCUUUAGCUUCAAGGUUAUAUUGCCCCUUCUCUUCCUGUUUUAUCUUGAAAAAGAGCUGGAACAAAUCUGGCUUCCUCCCUCUUUUCCUUCCUUCCUUCCUUUCUCCCUCCCUCUUUCCCUCCCUCCCUCCAGCAUCCACGCUGACUAGGAUGUAUGUGGUGCCACCUGCCCGCUUUCUCGGGGCAGGUGGCCAUGCCUCAUAGCAGAGGCAGCUCUUUUUUUUUUUUUUUUUAAGAGGAAAAAAUAAAACAAAGCUCCGUGGUUCCAUCAGAGGCGUUGGGCUGGAGCAGAUUUUGAAGAUGCCAAAAAGCGAUGCGUUUUGAGUACGCUGAGGGCUGGCAGAGUUUCCUCUGCUCCGAAGCUGCUGCUGCUGCUUCCUCCGAAGGCUCCCCCCCACCCCUCGCAGCCUUUUCACACCGCCACGGACACGGCGAUGCCUCUCUCUCUCUCUCUCUCUCUCUCUUGCCCCCUCCUUGCUCCGUCUUGCACCAAAGGGCUCCCAAUGCUGACUAUUGCGAGAAUUUUUCUCCCGCAGUGUUGAAAAAGCUGCUUUCCUCCAGCAACUGGAAGUCCCGGCCAGCUCCUCUCAACAACACCGGACGGCAAAGCGUAUAGGACAUGUUGCACUUUAGUGUCAGGGUUUAUUCCCCCCCACAGCCCCUGCCCCCCCUCCCCGUUUUUGUGUGUCCUGUUUGAUGCCAUAACAUUUCCCCCGUUCCCUUCCUUGCUUGGGCUAGCAAGCACCCGUGUUUUCCUGCACUGCUGCUGCUAAGAGUUUAGUCUGUUUUCUUUCUCUGAAGGAGGUCCGGCAGUCCCACCUUGGGGCUGCUGCUGCUGGAGGGCUCUUUAAGGGAGGUGGGGGGCGCCUGGCCAGAAACCCCAGGUUCUGCUCAAGUCUUCACACUAACAGCACAGGGGGCAGGCAACGUGGGGGCUGGGAUUCCAGCAUCAGAGAGAAGCGGAAUUGUUCAUUGAGCCCAGGAGAAUGACCUGUUGAGCUGGGGGGGGGGGGGGUCUCUUCCCUGCCCUCGUGCCCAUGUUUUAGCAAAGAAUUUUUAUUAAUAUUGCUUCCGAUGCCUGAAUGCCAGCCUUAGGCUGCUGUCCUCGGUCCUUCGAACCAGAUGGUCAGUUAUUAGAAAGCAUUGAUAUUUCAGAGGUAGAGGGGCUGUUGGUGGAGCUGUUCUCGGCUCUUGGUCCCGUUAGGUCUGGAGUGUCUGCCCUUGGCACCCCUGAGACUCCUGGACUUCAACUCCCAGGAUUCCCCAACCAGCCAUGCUGGGAGUUGAAGUCCACAGGUCUUAAAGUUGCCACGGUUGGACACCCGUGUAUUAAGUGGAGCCGUUUCGUAGUGAGCAGGGCUGGAGCUGCCAAGUUGGCACCACAUGGGAAACAGGAAGGUGGUUCUGCCCCAGGCAGGAGAGGAGGUUAGGUGACAUCAUCAGUCCUGUUCUCUGCCCUCUCUGAGGCGUCUCGCCAGUAAUCCCCACGUCUCAGCCUGCCAACCCCACCUCCCCUGUCCACCUUCCGUGAUCUUACGGCCUGUUCUACCUGCAUGACAAGGUAAUGUCAGCGCCAAACAUUGGGCCUCGUGUAGCCUCAGAAAACCCCCAGUUUUACUCUGGGGGUGGAGAUACCAUUUCUCCUGUGGCUUUGAUCUGAAUGCCUGCUGAUAAAGAUGACUCUUUGAGUUGUGAGAAGGUGGUUCUUUUCUGGGACGCCUGGCUUCCUGCCUUCUGGAGCAGAGAGCAGAGUUUGUCUCACUGGCGCUUGGUUACAGCGUGGCACCACGGGGGGCUUUAAAGCAGGCUGUGCCUCUCCUUUCGUUGAUUGUGCGGCUGCAGCUAUUGGCUGGGGAGUUGAGAAAAUGGUUGGGAGAAGGGAUCCCUCUUUCUCGUCUCGCGUACCUGCGUAGGUGAGUGAAGCAGAAGAGCUAACGCAGUGUUUCUCAACCUCAGCCACUUGAAGAUGUGUGGACUUCUGGCUGGCUGGGGAAUUCUGGGAGCUGAAGUCCACACAUCUUCAAGCGGCCAUGGUGAAGAGCAUCGUCCUAACAUCGCUGGCAGGUCCCAAAAGAGCCUGAUCAGCAGCUUAUGGGAGGCGUAGGAUUUGGUAUCUCGGAAUACAUCCAGCUAUUUCUGCUUUGCUAUUUGCAGAGAGUGGCCAGUUUGGAGUUUUGACUAAACCAAGACGGGCAGUUCGGCCUUCCGGUGUUUUUAGGAAAAGUGGCCAUUGUGUGUCUUUGUCCAGCAGCCUAGCCUAGCUCAGCCUCUCCCGGCAGGAAAUCCCAGGACCUUGAGCAAAAGCGAAAUCUUCCAUGCUGGGGAUGGGCUGGCUCGGUGGGAAGGUCGGCCGCACCUGUGUCCCGUUUUUAGUUUUUAAUGUUUGGCUUGAGGGUUGUUUCUCACGGCCAGGGCAAGGUCAGCCUUUGAUGAGAAAGCAGAAGGAGCUUGUUAGCUAGCCUGCUGCUUUAUUUUUAUUUGGUUUUAUUUUAUUUCUUUCUGCCUCCCCCUGAAGCCUUUCCUGCCAGGAGGGGGGAAAAAAUGCGUAGGUGGCUUCUCCGAGCAUCUGGCCGACUCUGAUAGACCCGUGGCCUUAUCUGGUCCUUGCACCUGUUUCGGUGCUGGUUGCAUCUCUCCGGGAACUCCACCAACACCGCAGUGGCCGACAUCUGCGUCCCCCAAGGCUUGAUAUUCUUGGAACAGCAUGCAGAAAGUUGAACAGGAGGGGGUCUCCACGCAUGCUCUUUCCUUUCCCUAUAGAUCUCCCCCCCACCUCCCCUUUGUUGGUUGACUGGGUUGUCAGAGGCUGAUGUUUCAAGGGAACACUCCGUUGUGUGAGUUGGAAGACCUUCGAAGGAGAACCGAAAUCCUUCUUUUAGUGCUGUUAGUGUGAGGUUUCAGAGAGGCCUCCCCGGAAAAGUAUCUUGCCUUAGCCUGUCAAUCAUACCCAAACUGUUGCUAAAAUCUGGAAUUGGCACAACUGGGAUCUCUUUUCCAGCAGAUUAUAGCUGGUUUAGCUUUUCCCAGGGGUGUCGAACCUGCUAAGACUUUUUAUUUUGCUUUAAAAUGCACCUGGGUUUUCUCUCCUAGCACCACCCGUUUCCUUCCAAGCACACACUUUAAAAUAAAGUUCUGGCUGACUUUUUGUGUUUUUUAAAUAAAUAAAAAAAAAUCUAAUUGUUUUGUUACAAAUAAAAUAAGUGGCAAUAUUUUUUUCGGUAAAUUUUUCAUAGGAAAAAAGUGUGAUUUGUAAACAAAUUGUACAGUUCUGAAGUUUGGGAUACAUAAAAUAACUGUACUGAGUGGCACGCUGUAAAUGGGGUGGGGGGGAGAGAUUAUUUUCCGUACAGUGUAUUUGGGGAGAAAUCUUUUAAUUCGGGUUGAUUUAGGAAGAAAUAUAGUUCCCUGUCAAGGGUUUGAAUUUUUUUUUUCUUGUAUAGAAUGCUGCAUUUAACUAAAUAAAAGCUGAAAGCAUCACUUGAUUGA